Molecule: messenger RNA, 1338 nt
Organism: Chaetomium strumarium
Lineage: Eukaryota; Fungi; Ascomycota; Sordariomycetes; Sordariales; Chaetomiaceae
Exons: 4
Coding region: 1-1338 (445 amino acids)
Source: RefSeq, a predicted model, not a curated record
AUGCUCCCCAGUAACCUCGCGCUUCGCAGCGCCAAAAAUGCGAGAACUUGUCGCUCCUGGGCUUCGUUGCCUGUCGAAAUCCGUCGUACGAUCCUUGAGGAAGUCGCACGCCAGAAGCAUCGUGGCUGGGCUUCUUGCGCAGCUGUUUCCACGGAAUGGCGGGACUUCAUCGAACCAAAGAACUUCCGCCGACUGAACCUACUGCCAUGCUGCAUAGGGAAACUCAACGAGAUGGUCGUCCGACAAAGAGAUCUUGUUCAACAUAUCUGCCUGAUUAUUGAGCUUCCACGGUAUACCUGUCAAGCAUGCAACCAAGAGGAGUCUCUCAUAUGCACAUCCCUACACAGAAGCAUUGUUCAUGAAGCGAUGAAGAAGCUGUUUCCAGCGCUUAGCACCUGGCAGCCCACAGGUCGUCUGACAUUAGAGCUGAAUGCCUACUCGCCAAGCGACUCGGAACACUGGUUCAAGAACUAUCAUUUCGGACUGGAUAAUGAGAGUCUGUUCCAGCCUCAGCAAGAUGCGGCUAUAUGGCAUGACCCAAAGCAUGGCUGGGUCAGUGGCAAGCAAGUCCAGCAGCCUCCUCCAAGCCUCCCGAGGGACCUGUCCGCAGCUCACGCAGUCACCGGGCUUGUGAUACGUCGACAGCUUCGACGUCAGAUCGCUCCAGAGCCUCUGGGUUUCAUAUCGGAGAGACUCCCUCGACUGGAAACUCUGCUCUACGAGCCAUGGCUGCCCAAGCGGGAAGGGCUGGCCACGUACUAUCUGGAUAUGUUACUGCCUCGACCGCGUACUGCAUUAGUAUUCUCUAAUGCCGCGAUAGCCUUCCUGUAUAUUUUGGAGCACCGUUUACCGCCCGACCUCAAAACGGUCUCCAUCUUUAAGAAUGCCAACGAACACGUUGCGUCGGCAGUUCGCAGCAGUCCGCCUCAGCUGCACGAUUCCGACGACCCUAUGGCACACCAACGGUUAGUUGAGGCGUUCGUCCCAAAAAGCUCUCCUCGAAAGGAGAUCUCUGCGUUAUUACAUAAUGCCAGUUUGGCUACGCUAAAUAUGCCGCAAUUGGAGAGGAUGGUAUUGUGGUUUGGUGAAACAGGGGAAGCAUGCGCAGUCAUCUAUCACAGGAACAAGGCAAGCAGACUCAGUCAUGACAUGGUUGAGUCCUGGGAAAAGGUUACCCCUGAUGCCUAUUACCUAUGGAUCGAGGUCGAACGGAUCCAGGGUGUUGAUAUCCACUCCCGUGGCGACGCUAUUCACCACUUGCGCUUGCCGGAGGGUAUCAUAGGCCCUGUAUCGCUCUGGCAGAUGCGCCACGAGAAUGCUUCGCGAAUAAUGGCCUGA